AUGGAGUUUUUGUCAUUGCGGGAAAAGGAACUUGAGUUGCGCCAAAGUAUGAUGAAAUCUAAGCGGAUGAAUUCACCAACAAUUCUGGGGGAUGUCCAGGGGGAUAUUCCAAGGACCUCAACACCUUUUUCAUCGAAUUCACGCAAGAAAGUUGAACUUUUCAACCCUCUGGUUACGAGGGGAAAUGUCGUGUCUGAUGAUGAAGAGGCACCAGUGAAUCUGGACGUGAUCGUUGACAGGUUUGCAGAGUUCCAGAAGAAACUGAUUGACGACGCAGCCCCGAAGAAGGAAGUUCUCACAAUGACAAAUGAUCAGUUCCAUUCGGCAAUUCAGGAAGCUGUGAAGGCUAAAGAAAGAGAAAUUGACACCAAACUUACUGGCUCCAAAGUGAAGCAAAAUGCCACUAAUGAUGUGGACAAACACUCAAAAACGUCAUCGGAUGUUUUGGAGGUUAUGGAGCGUUUUCUUGUACGCCAAUCUUUUGGAACAGAUGUACAAAAGUUUGAUGGGAGUGUGAAGGAAUGGCCGUUGUUCCGUGCUUGGUACGAGAACACUACCCAGACGUGUGGAUAUACGGAUGUUGAGAGACUCAACCUGCUUCAGAGGUGUCUCACUGGAGAAGCCAAAGAAACAGUCAGAUUUCUUCUCUACUCAGCAUCGAAUGUGAACAAGGCUUUGUCGUCACUGGAAGAGCGAUAUGGACAACCUGAACAUCUGAUUCGCACCAUGAUUGCACAGGUGAAGGCUUACCCACCUGUAAGAGUAGACAAGCCGGAGAGCUUGGUUGAAUUUUCCACUAUGAUGGUGAACAUGGUAGCAGCGAUUGAGGAAUUCAACCGAAUGUGCUACAUUGAUAAUCCCCAGCUGCUGGAUGAGCUUGUGCUAAAGCUCCCGAUGUCAAUGCAGAUUUCUUGGUCAGAAUUCCAGGUGACCAAGAGCUACGUGACAGUGAAAACCUUGUGUGACUGGAUUGCGGUAAAGGCCAGGGCGGCGAAUUAUCGUGUACAGGUUAGGGACUCAGCGAAAAUUGAGCAGAAACCUGUCAAAGGCAAAACCGUGGCAACUGUCAAUGAAUUGACCGAGCUGAGAGCCGAAAUGGCGGCAUGCAGCCUUUGCAAGGGAAAACAUGCCCCACAAAAUUGUGAGACUUUUAAGAAGCUCAAAAUAAGCGACAGAUGGAAGAUUGUGAGAGAAAAGGGAGUUUGUUUCAGAUGCUUGAAGCCAAAUCAUUCUCUCUCAACUUGUAGUGAUAACGGAAAAUGUCCAAAACCUGGUUGUGGUCAGAAACACCACAAUCUUCUCCACAGAGAUGACAAGCAGCAAAUGUUCUCUCUAGCUCAGAGAGAAGAUGAGGAGAAGCUAGAUGCUUCAGAUUUCCCUACUGAGACUGAUCAGGACUCGGAUCAGGAAGAUGAAAUUUCCCCACAGAGGGGAAUUGUGAUGACUGGAGCCACAGUGGCUCAUGCCAAUACGAGUAAUAAGAUUCUCAUGAAGAUACUUCCGGUGUAUGUUACUGGACCGAAAGGUACCUUGAAGGUCUACGCCUUUUUGGAUGAGGGCUCCAUGCUGACAAUGAUGAAGGCAUCUCUAGCAGAGAAAUUGGGGCUUAGUGGACCAAAGUGCCCUCUGACGUGGCAAGGAGCUGGACCGACAGCAUGUACUGAUCUGACAUCGACUGUUGUCAACUGUAGAAUCAGAGGUACUCAUCCCAAAGCCAAGGAGUAUUUAAUGCAGAAAGUUAGGACUGUCUGUGAGUUAAGUCUCCCUAGGCAGACAGUGGAUAUGGAAGCACUGUCACGGGACUGGAAACAUAUGGCCGAUGGUCAUUCUGAAUCCAUGGUGGAUGCAGAGCCCGAUCUGCUGAUAGGGCUGGACAACACUCCCUUGAUUGUGUCACGGGAGAUUAUCCACGGACCGUGGAACGCUCCCUAUCUGGCUUUAACUUGGUUAGGCUGGGUAGUAAUGGGAAAAUUGAAUAAUCAAACCUCAUGUGAGGUAAAGACCUACUCCUACUCUAUUGUGGAACGCAAAGAUGAGCUGUCAAGAGAAGGUACUCUCUCGUGA
Molecule: messenger RNA, 2064 nt
Organism: Phlebotomus papatasi
Lineage: Eukaryota; Metazoa; Arthropoda; Insecta; Diptera; Psychodidae
Exons: 2
Coding region: 1-2064 (687 amino acids)
Source: RefSeq, a predicted model, not a curated record